UGUGGACUAAAAUCGAACCCAAAGGAAAUUGAUUAUGGGUAACUUUCUGGGGCAACCCAAAUGGAAAGUGAUAGGUGAAGGGCUUUUACUGUGCAAAGGAGGUUUGGACGCACGAAAGAUGCAGUUUGGUUGUUUUUUGUGUUUGUGGAAUAUGGGCAACAAAAAUUAAGUUAAGGUGGAUGAUGUUGUAAGUGUAGCAACGUUUUAUGCAUUUAAUUUAGAGAACAGCAGUCACCUCAAAUCAGAGGACAAACCCACUUCUAUUCAGCCGAUUUUACAUAUCAGAGUCUGUUUACAGGUCUUGGGGAGUAUUACUGCAUAUGUGAAAAAGGUUGUAGGCUAUAAAGUAACAAGACCUGCCAGCAUACCUAGUCACUGCAUGCCUUCCUUGUUUGCUCUCAUUUGUUUGGCCUUUUGUUUGAGUUUGUCAGAUUGCGUCCCUUCUGGUUUUACCUCUAUCUUCUGUAAUGUAAUGUGAUUUUAUGUUGUCAUGUUUUAACCGUGCCGAUUGUCUGCUUAACAUUGCUUUGUAUUAAUUGCCUGCAUUUCACAUUUCCUACUUUGCAUGAUGCUGCUUUACUCCUCUAAGCUCUUCAUCCUGUUCAGCUUUUGCUUUCUGCUGUUGUAAUUUUUCAUAUCGUGGGUUUUAUUGUUAUUUUAUUGACAAUGGGUCAAAGGACAAAGGUGAAUGGCGAAGGAGUAAAAUAAUUAAAUUAAGAAAAUAAAUAUAAGGCACAUUAGAUUGUUUUAUAAAAUACACAUAUAACAUUUAAUUGUGUCCAUAUAAUCUUUAUAUAAUUUUAGAGUGUUGAUCAAAUAUGUAUGAAGCCCAUUUCCACAAACAUUUCUAUUUUAUGCUCUCAUAAUUAUAACUUACUAAGUCAAACAUUUUAACGUCUCAAGAUUUUACUUAUCUCAUACGUCAUGAUAAAUAUAACAAUGCUUAUGAUGAAUUCAUCAUAAUUUUGACUUAUAUUGUGACUUGGUAACUAAAAAAAAUGUAUUUACUAUCAUAAAUUCAACUCUGUAUCUCCCAAUUUUGAAUUAGUAACUCAAAGUUGAACCUACUAUUUCAGUUUUUUCUACAUAUUUUAACAUUGCAGAUAAACUUUUAAUUCGAUAAUUUUAACAUAUAAUGAGUAUUAAAUUUAUUUUUAUCACAUAUAACUUUAACUUUACUGUCCCCAAGGGGAAAUUUGUCUUGCAGCCAGGUAAAACAUUGAAGACACAGAGACUUAGGCAGACGGACUGAGGUACAUAAAACACGAUUAAAUACAUAAAACAUGAACACAUCAAGUAACUUUUCAUGUAUUUUUUUUGGCUGAUAUGGGCUUCCAUACUUGGUGUUACUUUAUGGUUGGGCCUUACAGAGAUGUGUAUUUGGGGUUAGGAAAUCUGACAGGUCACAGAAUGCAUAAACACUGGUGCUAACACUUUCAUGAGUCUAGCAUUAGUCCCUAUCCUGUAUAUUUGAAUUUUCCUCCUAUUUAAGUGUAUGGAUAGGUGUGUGUGUGUGUUUCUGUAUUAUCAACCCAUUCCUGAUUGAUCUCAAUUUCUGCAGAAGAAGAAUUAUUCUAAAGAUGAACCUGCUGAUGUGGUUUGUUAGUGUGCAGUGGGGAGUUUUUAACCCUGUCUUUAUGCAUGACAAAACUGUGCUGUGCAGGUAUGAGAUGCUUUUGUCAGAGAUGUGGACCUUUAACCACAUCGGACUGACCUAUCUUUGUUUUUGUUGUUCUAAGAAAAGUCAUUUCGUAACCACAGCUUCCUCUGCAACAGAUGAACGUAUCUCACAGGCUGCUCGCCUCUAUGGGCAAGUCUACAAUCAUCCUGCAACAAAACAACUUCAAGCACGGCCUUCUCAUCAGUGCGGUAGCCGACCAUGCUGGCAGCCUUAACUCUGGCCUCCCUGAGCCUCUUGGCGUGGGCGACUAAUCUCUGCCCCCCAGCCUGCCAAUGUCUCCACAACCUGACCACUACUGUAUGUCCAGAGAAAAGACUGGACCAGAUACCUGAGCUGCCAGAGGGCACAGAGCAGCUGUACAUCUCAUACAACGAGAUACAGGAAAUACCCCACCGUGGGCUGGAGAAGCUGCAGGUUCUGGACCUGACUAAGAAUCAGCUGAAUGUCUUCCUAUCCCACAACCCAGUUUGGCCCAAUAUGACAAAACUGACGAAACUCUUUCUACGAGACAAUGGCUUGACGCUUCUACACCCUGGUCAGUUCCUAAACUGCCCUGCUCUCACCUUACUGGAUUUGAGUGAGAACCAGAUUAAAUAUCUAUCAAUCGGAUUCCUCCAUGGAUUAGCUAAUCUGAAGACGCUGAAUGUGAACUUUAACCAGAUUCGAAUGUUACAGGUUGGUGGACUGGACGGAGCCUUCGCCCUCACUGACUUCUACCUUAACCAUAAUAAUAUAACAAAGAUAGAGGAUGGUGUAUUCAAGAACUUAACUGUGUUGGAGAAACUUGUUCUGUCCAGAAACAGAAUCACAAGUGUGGGCAAGGCCAGCUUCAGAGGAGCGACAGCUCUCCAACACCUUGACCUGAGUGGCAACAUGCUGGUCACUGUUCCAGCUGAGGCAUUGAGGGAUGUAAUCAGACUCGAGCAUCUGUAUCUACAGAAGAACCGCCUCAUCAGCCUUCCAGAGGAUUGCUUCUCCUCUCUGAGCCUAUUGGUUCAUCUAGACUUGAGCAACAACAAGCUGACCACUCUGUCUGAGGGAUCCCUGAGAGGUCUGACCAUGCUGAGUGAGCUGGACCUCACUCGCAACCUAAUAGAUUCUCUUCCCUCAAAAGUCUUCAGUGACCUGAUCAGCCUUAAGUUACUUGAUUUGUACAGGAACAGACUGACAUCUCUUCCUCUGGACAUAUUCAGUAACUUGAACAACCUGCAAGAGCUGCAGCUGGACAGCAAUCAGGUCUCUGCCAUACCAGUUGGGGUAUUUUCUUCACUGUCCAAACUUAAAGAGCUACAGCUGUCGAACAACAGCAUCCUGGAGCUCCACCCUGCUCUGUUCAACAAGCUAAAGUCACUACAGAGCCUGCACUUGGAGCACAACGCUCUGAGGCACCUUCCCAAAGGCGUUUUCCACAAGAUGAGGGACCUCAAGGAGAUACACCUCAAUGACAACCGCAUCAGGUCUCUACAUCCCUCAGUCUUCCAUGGUUUGGUGAAAAUACAUUCGCUGAGUCUCUCUCGCAACCGUAUCUCAGAGCUGUCUCCUGAUUACUUUGUAGGGUUGACCCGCCUUAAAGAGCUCAAGUUGAGCUUCAAUCAGCUGCGCAAUAUCCCGUUCAACACCUUCUAUCACCUCCACAACCUCCGCAGGCUUCAGCUAAAGAACAACAGCCUGGAUAGUUUACACCCUCAGCUCUUUGCUCGACUUUCAAAGCUAACAGAACUCAACUUGGAUGGAAACAAACUGGAUCACCUGCAGCCUGAUGUGUUUCAGGGACUUACAAACCUCCAGAAAUUGAGUUUGAAGUCCAACCAGCUCAGAGCAGUGGAGAAUGGGACUUUGGAGCCUUUAAGAAACCUUAGCGCUGUCUAUCUGUCAAGUAAUUUGUGGGACUGCACCUGUGCACAUAUUCUCUACAUCAGCAGCUGGGUCAACAUGCACAGAGACAAGCUCAGAGACAAGCCCAUCUGCUUCUUCUCUUUGUCAAACUCCAUUUCUCCGCCCUCUUCUUCCUCGCCCUUUACUGGAGAUACGCCUCUCUCGCAGGCAGCUCUGUCUCCUUUGAUGUUACAAGAUCAUUGCAUUACAAGUGCUGCAAGUGGCUCAUCACCUUAUUUUCCUCUAGAAAUGCUGAGUCUGCUCACGAUUUCUCUCGUAGCUGUCAGCCCACUGUGACAUCCUUUGUAGUGGUUUUGUCCUCUCUAAUCUUUUUUUCCCCUGCCUUUGCUUUUCAUGUCUGCACUUGGUUUUCAAGUAUUUGCACCCCAAUCUCAGUAUACUGUAAGUUUGAAUAUCUAUAGAUGCAUAAAAAAAAUGUGUAAAUCAGAUUAAUUCGGGGAAAAUUUGCACUGAAAUACUGUAAGUGCAAGACAGUACUGUGAGUAUUAAGAAGAUCCUUGCAAAACUGGAAAAUAACCCAAACUGUUAAUGAUUUCAUUGACAAUAAAAUCUGGGGCUGAGGGAUUUAAUGUGGAUAUGAGCAUAAAUGCUUUGGUAGUACGAAUAAGUGGUUCAACUUAAAUUUUGAAGUAAAGCGUCACCAUAAAACAUGGACUCUAUUCUAGUGAUUUGCACCAGCUCCUGGUUUUGUAUCUUGAUGAUAUUAAGAGUUAAUUGUCUUACUU
This is a messenger RNA of Siniperca chuatsi (mandarin fish), 4302 nucleotides long. RefSeq names its product leucine-rich repeat-containing protein 15. Lineage: Eukaryota; Metazoa; Chordata; Actinopteri; Centrarchiformes; Sinipercidae. The transcript has 3 exons. The record is from RefSeq and is a predicted model, not a curated record. Bases 1880 to 3853 code for a protein of 657 amino acids. Gene Ontology annotation, molecular function: protein binding.